AUGUUUAUUGGAAUUUAUGUGUCCCUCUUUUUCAUCAAAACCUCAACUGCAGCUGAUGCCAUUACUCAAUCCCAAUCCCUUAGAGAUGGUAACACCUUGAUCUCCAAACAUGGCAGUUUUGAAUUGGGUUUUUUCAGUCAACCAGCUCCUGAGUCCAAAAACAGCUUCUUGGGAAUUUGGUACAAGAGUUCUGUUUCAUUAGUCACAAAUGUCACUUGGGUUGCAAACCAGCAAAACCCCAUUAAUGGUUCAUCUGGGAUUUUGAUGAUAAACAGCACGGGCAGUGUUGUCCUUCUAAGCCAAGAUCAGACUGUUCUUUGGUCAAUAAAUUUGUCCAGACAACCCAGGAAUCCGAUUUUGCAGCUCUUGGAUUCUGGCAAUCUUGUCCUAAGAGAAGCCAAAGAUGGAAACUCAGAAAACUACUUGUGGCAAAGCUUUGACUCUCACUCUGAUAAGUUGUUUCAGGGUAUGAAGAUUGAAUGGAACGUAAAGAAUAGGGCUUGCAGGAGUCUAUUGGCGUCAAGGGUAGAGCAUGACACAUCAACUUCAGGAGACUACUGUGACAGUAAUGGACGUUGUGGACCCAAUGGAAUAUGUACCAUUACUAAAUCCCCAGUUUGUAGUUGCUUCAAAGGCUUCGAGCCCAAAGCACUAGGAAAAUGGAACUUUGGAGAAUACCAAGAAGGUUGUGUGCGUACUGUACCUUUGAGCUGCCAAAAUAAACAUGAGUUUAUCAAAUAUCCUGGGGUAAAGUUGCCAGACAUCACAAAUUCCUGGGUCAACCAAACUUUGAGUCUCAGGGAAUGCAGGGAAAUUUGCUUGAACAACUGUUCUUGUAUGGCUUACGCAAGCUCCAGUGUCAAAGGAGGAGUCAGUGGCUGCACCAUCUGGUUUGGUAAUCUGAUGAACAUCAGAGAGCUCUUGGAUGGUGGACAGGAUCUGUAUAUUCAAAUGCCUGCUUCAGGAUUAAAGGCUAAUUGGCCUAAGACAAAGAUAGCCGUGAUAGUUGUAGCUGUUGCUUCAGUUGUUUCCGGGACACUCUUAGCUGUUUAUCGCAUUCGCAGAAAGAGGAGAAAGUUCAGAGAGAAAAUUAGGAAGAAUGGAAUGAUGGGUCAGGACAAUGAAGGACAGGAAGCCAACCUGGAGCUACCAUGUUUUAGUCUGCCAACAAUAGUCACCGCCACUGAUAACUUUUCAUUCACCAGGAAGCUUGGAGAAGGUGGUUUUGGACCUGUAUACAAGGGUAGACUAGAAGAUGGGCAAGAAAUUGCUGUGAAGAGGCUCUCGCAAAGUUCAGGACAAGGGCCAAAUGAGUUCAAAAAUGAAGUACUACUAAUAGCCAAACUUCAGCACCGGAAUCUUGUAAGGCUUCUAGGCUGUUGCAUUGACGGAGAAGAGAAAUUGCUUAUCUACGAAUAUCUUCCAAACAAAAGCUUGGACUUUUACAUUUUUGAUAAAACUCAAGGUAGAUUGUUAGAUUGGUCGCAACGGUUCCACAUUAUACGUGGGAUCGCUAGGGGACUAAUCUAUCUUCAUCAAGAUUCCAGACUGAGGAUUAUCCAUAGAGAUCUUAAAGCAAGUAAUGUAUUACUUGAUAAGGACAUGAACCCAAAAAUCUCAGAUUUCGGCUUGGCUAGAACAUUUGGAGGAGAUCAGACCGAAGGAGUUACAAGAAACGUGGUUGGGACCUAUGGUUAUAUGGCACCAGAAUAUGCCAUUGAUGGUCAAUUCUCCGUAAAAUCAGACGUUUUUAGCUUUGGAAUUUUAAUGUUGGAGAUAGUAAGCGGGAAGAGAAGUAGAGGAUUUUAUGAUCCGGAUGACAACCUUAACCUCAUCGGACAUGCAUGGAGAUUGUGGAAAGGAAGGAGGUCUUUAGAGUUGAUUGAUGAAAGCUUAAGGGACUCAUGCACUCUAUCCGAACUCUUGCGUUGCAUACAUGUUAGUCUUUUAUGUGUGCAACAGCUUCCUGUAGACCGGCCAACCAUGUCAUCUGUGAUUCUGAUGUUAGGUGAUGAGUUCCCCUUGCCUCAACCCAAAAAACCAGGUUUCUUUGGUGGAAAAUAUUCGUCUGAAGCAGAUUCUUCUUCAAGUAAGAACUUAACAUCUUCAACUAACGAACCAUCUUCAACCUAUGACUCUACCAUAACGUUGCCUGAGGCUCGAUGA
This is a messenger RNA of Prunus armeniaca (apricot), 2166 nucleotides long. The record is from the annotation of a GenBank genome assembly. NCBI's taxonomy places the organism in Eukaryota, Viridiplantae, Streptophyta, Magnoliopsida, Rosales, Rosaceae.